Microplitis demolitor is the source of this 6178-nucleotide messenger RNA. It is a transcript of the gene GlyS, whose product is annotated as glycogen [starch] synthase. NCBI's taxonomy places the organism in Eukaryota, Metazoa, Arthropoda, Insecta, Hymenoptera, Braconidae. The coding region runs from base 1574 to 3652 and encodes 692 amino acids. The transcript is spliced from 12 exons. The record is from RefSeq and is a predicted model, not a curated record. Gene Ontology annotation, cellular component: cytoplasm. Gene Ontology annotation, biological process: glycogen biosynthetic process. Gene Ontology annotation, molecular function: alpha-1,4-glucan glucosyltransferase (UDP-glucose donor) activity.
UUGUAAUGUGUAUCAGGUUGAGUGUGUCCUUGAUUUCUAUUGCAAAGCUUGUAAAAGAUUUCAAUACUUCAGUAUCUUUGAAGAAUAUGAGGUUUCUAGCAGUUUCUAGUGUCAUACGGAGGUUUUAUUUGAAAGUUCUUUAUUAGCGGAUAUAUAUUUAUGGGAUUCGAAUGAUGACAAUAUUCCGAGGAAGUUCGUCUGAUGCUGUAACGAUAAUCAAAAAUAAAUUUUGACAAGCUUGAUGUUGGUAGAAUUGUUGUUUUGAGUAGUGAUUAUUAUGGUAAAGAGAAAAAGUCUUGCAAUUAGCUAUGACAAGAAUGAGUAGUGGGAGUAUAGAAAAAAAAUAUUGAGUGCUAGUGACGGGACGGACACUUGUUUUUGCUUUUGAAAUUCUCUUUAUUUACAUCUUUGAAUUAGUAUUACCAAGAAAAUGUUGUACAUUUAUGUGGUAGUAUUUAGGUUCCCAUUUUUCAUUGAAAAUUUUACACUUUAAGUUUAUUAUGUUUCAACUUAUAUUUGUUCGUAAUAUCGUAGUUGUUUUAUUUAUUGGUAUUCAUUUGAAUAAAAAUUAAAAAAAAAUCUCAUUAGUUUUUUAGAGUGGACGGACACUCUUUUGUUAGCAUGAAUAUAUAGUAAUCCCAACGAAAAAGUCGUCUUAAAAUGGAAAGUGGGGGUAUAGGAAAUACGUGCUAAGCGUGUGCUAAGUAAUGGAAGUGGGAUGACGACUUUUUGGUUGGGGCGACUCAUGAUGAUGACUACAACUAUGAUAACUACUUGUCUACCUCUACAGGUCCAUACGCAACUAAUGAGGUUUUUUUAAAUUUUUCCUUAUUAUAUUUGCAUAAAUAAAUAUACAUAUAGGUAUAUGUAUAAACAACAUAUAUUAUUCUAGAUAAACACAGUGUAAUAUUUUAUUACGGAAACACUGUUCUGCAAUAUGAAUGUAAAAAAACAAUGUAUUGUUACACAGAGCUGAUAAAUAAAGAGGUUUUAUGAAUUAAAGUAGGUCCAUAUUUUUGUUGUCCAAAUACUCGGGUUUUCAAACUUUAGUAUAAUCUAAACUAGAUACAGAUCCAGGCAUUAAUGACAACAAGUACAUAAGAUGUAGACUUAAAAAUGAUUACGAUAAUUUUUGUUGUUAUGGCUAACAACUUUUAAAAUGAGAUGAUCUAGUGUAUGUUGCUCUAAAUUAAUUAAUAAACAAAUUCACUAAUUAUUACGUAUAUAUUUAUAUAUACGUAAUAUACAUAUAUAUCGUCAUAAAAGCUCGCUACUCCGACCUAGGUCUUAUUCUCCACGCCCCACUAUAUGUAUAAGAUGCACGAAAAGAGACACGAAGCAUGAACUAUAAAAGCCGAAAAUAACCGAAAGAUUCAACUAGUUUGACCUUUUUUUAAACCCUUGAUGACCUUCACUCUUCAAAACCUAAAGAUCGGUCGUGGCAUAAACUCGUGUUUUCAUCUGCCAAGUUUACAAAACUUCAAUUAUUUUUAAUUUUAUAAAAAGUACUUUAAUUAUCGAUAUACUUGAAAUCUUUUCAUUAAUAUUUUUUAACAACAUUAUAAAAUAAAAAAUGUCACGAGAACGAGCUUCACGGCGAUUUUACAGAAUGGAUAGCUUACACGAUUUAUCGAUAUACAUGGAUCGAGGUCAUAACGCUGAACAAGAAAAUCGAUGGAGUUUUGAAGUAGCAUGGGAAGUUGCUAAUAAAGUUGGUGGAAUUUACACUGUAAUUAGGUCGAAAGCUUAUGUAUCAACCGAAGAAUUGGGGGAUCAGUAUUGUAUGAUUGGACCUUAUAAAAAACAAUCUGCUAGAACUGAAGUAGAAGAAGCUGAAUUUCCUUCUCAUAGUCCUUUAAAGAAAGCUGUCCAAGUUUUAAGAGACCAAGGAUUUAAAGUAGUUACUGGUACUUGGUUGGUCGAUGGCAAUCCUCAAGUGAUUUUGUUCGAUAUUGGAAGUGCCGCUUGGAAAUUAGAUGAAUACAAAUCAGAAUUAUGGAAUACUACUAACGUUGGUAUUCCACAUUUAGAUAUUGAAGCUAAUGAUGCAGUAAUACUGGGUUAUCUUGUAUGUCAAUUUAUAUCAGAAUUCAGAAAAGCUGCAGAGGAAUGUUCUAGCGUACAUCCAAGAGUGUUGGUCCAUUGCCACGAAUGGCAAGCUGGUCUUGGCCUAGUUGCCUUGAGAACCAGACAUGUUGACGUGGCAACAAUUUUUACUACUCACGCAACACUUUUAGGCAGGUAUCUAUGUGCCGGAAGAACAGAUUUUUAUAAUAACUUGGAUAAGUUCAACGUUGAUGAAGAAGCUGGAAAACGUCAAAUUUAUCAUAGAUAUUGUAUGGAACGAGCAGCGGCACAUCUUUGUCAUAUAUUCACAACUGUUUCGGAUAUUACUGGAAUAGAAGCUGAACAUUUGCUGAAACGUAAACCAGAUAUUAUUACACCAAAUGGUUUAAAUGUAAAAAAAUUUUCAGCAAUUCAUGAGUUUCAAAAUUUACAUGCUGUAAGCAAAGAAAAAAUUCACGAAUUCGUUCGAGGUCAUUUUUAUGGACAUUUUGAUUUUGAUCUGGAUAAAACUUUGUAUUUCUUUACUGCUGGGCGUUAUGAAUUUGGAAAUAAAGGAGCUGAUAUUUUUAUAGAAGCUUUAGCUAGGCUUAAUCAUUAUUUAAAAACUUCAAAACCAGAUGUUACAGUAGUGGCAUUUUUAAUUUUUCCUGCGCGAACAAAUAACUUUAACGUCGAGUCUUUACGGGGUCAUGCUGUCACUAAAUCAUUAAGAGAUACAAUCCAUGUAAUUCAACAAAAUGUUGGCAAACGAAUGUAUGAAUCUUGUCUUGCUGGGCGAUUACCUGAUGCUAUGGAUAUGCUAUUGAAAGAUGAGAUUAUUAAAAUUAAAUGCUGUUUGUAUGCAUUGCAACGGAAUGGCUUACCUCCAGUUACUACCCAUAAUGUCGUUGACGAUUGGAAUGAUCCAAUCUUAAAUGCAAUCAGAAGAUGUAAUUUAUUCAAUACCAUCCAUGAUCGAGUUAAAAUAGUUUUUCAUCCAGAAUUUCUAUCUUCCACAAAUCCAUUAUUUGGUCUUGAUUAUGAAGAAUUCGUAAGAGGAUGUCAUUUAGGAGUAUUCCCAUCGUAUUACGAACCUUGGGGAUAUACUCCAGCUGAAUGUACAGUGAUGGGAAUUCCAAGUAUUACGACAAAUUUAUCUGGGUUUGGUUGUUUUAUGCAGGAACAUAUUGCUGAUCCUAAGAGUUACGGAAUUUAUAUUGUUGAUCGGCAUUUUAUUGAUGUUGAGUCUAGCGUUCAACAAUUAGCUCAUUACAUGUUUGACUUUGCUCGACUUAGUCGACGACAACGAAUUAUUCAAAGAAAUCGUACGGAACGUUUGAGUGACAUGCUAGAUUGGAGAAAUCUCGGGAUUUAUUAUCGUCAAGCAAGAAUGAAAGCUUUAGUAAAAUUAUACCCAGAAUACACUUCUGAACUAGAUGACAUGAAUGUUGGUCAAUUCAACUAUCCAAGACCAUUAAGUGAACCUCCGUCACCUUCUUCAUCUCGAGUUACUACACCUGCGGCUUCAGUUCAUGGUUCCGAUGAAGAAGAUGAAGUAGACGAUGAGAAAGAGCUUGCAGAACUGAGACAAGCAAAUGAAAGAUAAGAUGGUAUUUUUACUUGGGUAACAAAACUAAAUGAUCAAUUAAAACUAUGACACUCAGAGAAUUUUACGGUAUUUUUUAAAUAAAAAAUUUAUAGAAAAAUUGAUGAGAGUGACUGUAGCGGAUAUGAGAAAAUUUAUAAAUUUUUACUAAAUAAGUAAAUUAGUUAAAAUAAUUAAAUUGAAAAAAACCCGCGUAAUAAUUUUUCAAUUAUCUAAAUACAAAUUUUUUAAAUAUUUAGUCUACUUACAUUUUAUUUGUUUAUUAAAAAAUUAAAAAAAUUUCCAAUUGUCAGCUACACUCACUCUCAUAAAAAUUAUUAUAGUAAUAAAUGAGCAUUGUAAUCUUGACGAAGCAACAGAUUAAAUUAUGUUUUUAAAUUUUCACUAGCUGUAUCGUAAUUGAUUAUGCCAAAUUAGAAUAUUUGAUAAAAUGUUCGUAAAAAAUAAAAUGAAAACCACAAAUUAAAAAAAAAAAAUCAGUCUAUCAGUUGACCCUGCGAGUCAGCCCCAAAGCUACCCGCUACUUUCGAGCUCCUUGAGCUCGAAAAUACUUUUGUAUGUCGUUGUUUGCGAAAAAAACGUUUUUUACUAUAUUUUUUUCCAACAAUAUCUCGAACGAAUUGACUGAUUGAGACGAUUAAGGUAGUAAUCGACGCGUUUUAUUGAAUUCUAAAGCUAAUCAGAUUUCUAAAUUGAUUUGUCUAGUCAUUUUUGAGAAAUUUCAAAAAAACUAAAAAAAAAAAAUUGUUUCUUAAUUUUUUUGCUAACGGUUUCUAUUGAACGAAUGAAUCGAUUUUAAUGGCUGAGGUGGCAUUUGACGCGGCUUAUGAAGUUUUAGAGCUGAUUAGAUUUUGGAAUCAAUCCAGUGCGUACAUACACACAUGCAUACACUCGGACAUUAUCUUGUAAUUAGUCAGAAUUCCUGGUUAAAAAUACUGAUUGAAAAGAAUUGAGAAGCGGUCACUCCAUGCAAACUGUAUAUCUAUAUAAAUAAAUAAAAAAAUUUAAAUUAUUGAAAAGAAUUCGAAUUUCAUCAUUUUUAAUUCUUUUCAAUCAAUAUUUUUAAACAGGGAUAGCUUCCUAGAACCUCAAAACUUCAAAAUCUGAUAGAAAUUCGAUUUUCGAUAAUCGGACCGAAACCAAUAACUUCCCGAAAGUAAAUUAUGGUUCAUUUAUUUGAAUAAACCACUGAUAACAAUAAUAAAAACAGUCCAUUUACUAAAUUUUUCAAAAAUUUUAUAAGCAAUCAAAUACAUAUUUAGAGUUGUAAUACAAAAAAAAAAAAUUUACAAGACGUUACACGCGGAAAUGCUCGUUUAUUUACACCUCAAUAAAUCACGUAAUUAAAUAAAAAAAAAAAGAUGUUUUAAAUAUCUUAUAUUUUAAAAGAGAAAUGGCUGAUAUACUUGAUUCUUAAUUUAUUUACUUAUAACUUUUUAAUUUUUAUAUUUAUUUAAAAAUAACUGUUGGAUGUAUGUAUCAUUUAAGGAUCAAGGACUUGUAUUUUUUGGUGGCUCUACAAGAGUCUACCCUAUAGACUCAAACUGUAAUAAAAUAAAUAGUUUAUACUAACUAGUUUAUCAGUAAGUACUAGAAUGAACGAAAAGAGCCGAAUAUUUCCGAAUAAACAUGAAUUUUAAAGAUUUUUUUUAAAAUUACUAUGAUGUGUAGUACAAAAUUUUAAAAAAGUUUGAAUUUUUAAAUUUAAAUUGAUAAAUUUUUCAUUACACCUAGAUUUUGUUUAGUUAUUUUUUAAGGUAAAUACUAAAAUAAAGUAAUAGAAAUUUCGAUAAGUCUGAAAUAUUACUAUGUGAUAUAGUAAAAAUCUCUUGAAGUACAUUUCAAUAAAAUUACCGAAAUAAAUAGAAUAAAUCGCAAGAAUAUCGCGUUGUCCCACCGUUACUUAAAAUUUUUGAGUAAUUUUUACUAUAAAAUUCUCUGCGUGGAUAAGUUUCAUUUUUUAUUAAUUUCUCUCAUAUAAGAACCAUACACUGUUUUUGCACUGGUAAUUUUCUUAGAAAUUAAUUUUUUCUGUAAUUCUCAUUUUUGUUUGAUAUUAGAUUUAUUAUUAUUAUCUUUUUUUUUCAUUAAGGAAGGUCGGUAAUAAUUUUUUUUUUUUUUUAUUGAGUAUUUUUUAGAAAAAGAAACUAUACUCAAAACGACGAAUGAGGCUUGAUGCAAUACUCGAUAAUUUACGUUGAUGUUUUUAAAAAUUUUUAUUUGUUUGAGAGAAAAACGUGAACAAAGUUUUCAUUUACUGUGCAAGUGCAACAAGGAUAUACCGUUCAUCCACUUUAGAGUAAUAGAGAAAAAAGACCCGACCUUUCUUAAUAGUUUGAAUUUUUUUAUGUUGACUGUAAAAAAUGAGUAAGAUUUAUUAAACACUUCUUUUGUAUUUAUAAGAACAAAAUGAUAUUUUAAUAUAAAAAAUAUUGUAUUUUAAUAUAGAAAAUAUUAUAUUUUAAUAUUAAAGUUUUUUUUAUAGAAACGUUUAUUCAAGUUUAUGACUGCAAUAAUUUUAUAUAG